Messenger RNA from Amoebophrya sp. A120, 6352 nucleotides. Lineage: Eukaryota; Dinophyceae; Syndiniales; Amoebophryaceae. The record is from the annotation of a GenBank genome assembly.
AAAAAGAAAGUGCAGUAAGUUUUUGAAAGAAGGAAAGUGGCGUCCUCUCGUCCACGUGUAUUGAACAUGGAGCACGUCGCGUGGACCACCUCCCCGCGCUGGACGUCGGUGGCGGCGGCGUCAAGAACGUGUUUUCUCAGUCUCCUACUCGCUUUACUAGAUGGCAGUAAAAUAACAAGUGCAGUGUUUUCAAAACCGGCAGAAGAGGAACAGCAGGAGAUGACCGAGCAGACAGUUACAGGUACAACAGCAUCUACUUCUGCAGCAGAAGACGAAGAGCAUCGACGUCUUCACCGUGGGCCUACUUUUUCUGCGGUUCUUAUCCAUCCCGACGGGGGGAACUACAACCGAAACGAAGACGACGAGGAUCAAAUAACUUUUGGGGCAGACGAGGAUGUGGAGGACGUCGACGGAGAUGGUACGACAUACGCGCCGACCGUUGGUGGCACGAACUCGAGGUGGAGAGGGAGUUCUUCUUGGGAACAAGGAUCCUCGUCCUCGCGCAGCAGCAGUCAACUGCUCCAGGUUGGAAAAGGAGAGGAAAGCACGGCCGCUGAUAGUACAACCGCGCUCCUUCCCGCCGCGUUUCUCGCCGGCGACGCGAAGCCGCGACUUUUGCUUGAGAAAAUCUGCGGCCCAGACACCAGUUGCGCCAACGUAGAAGAUAUGAAAUGUAAAAAUGUCUGGGUCUGGAAGAAUGCGUGUUUGUCAUGCUUGUCUGGCAUGACUCUUAAAUCUGUCAUGCACGUUGCUCAAGAGCUACACUUUUCUGUGAUGCAGAAACGCAGUUUGUCAUGCAGAAUAGGCAAUACCUAGAAGCUCAGAAACUUGUCAUGCUGAGCCAGUACUUGUGGCCUCAUCAUGAGACGCCCCCCAGCAUCACAAGUUUCCAGACCCAGACAUUUUUACAUUUGAUAGAAAAGAGGCUGGCGGAAUUCUACGGUGCGGAAAGUGUGUAUGGAAGCGUCAGGAUUGAAAUCGUCAAAGUUGAAAAAAUUUGUGAUGCAUAAAAUGCAACCCACAAAGUGUCUGUCUUGCAGAGUAGGCAACGGAGGCAGAUUGUCAGCCUCUUGAGGGGGAGAAAUAGAGCUGCGGAAGUAGCAUGACAAAAGGCGUCUUCCUUACCCAAACAGCAUUACAAACUGGAUUUAGGAACCACCAAAAUUUGUCAUGCGCCACUUGAAAACUGGGCUCCAACUGGCAUCCAUUUUAUGCAUGACAAAUCAUUUCAACUUUGUCGAUUUCGAUUCUGACAGUUCCAUAGUGUGGCGCGGUUGAAGAAACUGACGCUGAGCGAUUUGCUGCAAGCCGCACCGGUUUCCGUCGCGAGUUAUGCGGCGCCGUAUGUUCUUCCGGCGGAAAUGAAAAAUCAUCACAAGCCCACCGUGGUGCCGUGCGCGGAAACAUUUCCCGGUCUCUUCCAGCAGGAACUAGAAAAAAACAUCUACAGCGAGCAGUUUUUUCGCGAAAAAGAGAAAGGCCAGAACGUCUUGCUUGCUGAUCCGCUUACUGAGACGAUCGUCCCGACGUUCGUAGAAAACUAUUUCGAGAAAAUUCACCUGUCCGUGAAGAUUCCGAUCCUGUUUUCCUACCUGGAGUACUACUUUGAGAAAACCGCCCCAGAGGCGACCUCGGUGGCGCUUGGGGCGUGCGCGGAGUCGUCGCCCGGACAGCCCCCGCAGGGUUGCGUGCGGCUCCUAGAAGCAAACUCCUGCUUCGAGCUGGUGCGCAUUUUUGAGGAUUCCGGCCCGGUGUUGUUGUCUACUUUUCACCAGUUUGGUGUCAAGGUGAAUCACGGCCGGAGCCUUUGGAAGUACACGAAUGUGGUAAACCGGGAGUUUCGUGGGCAAGAAGUUACGCCGUCUCCCCUUGAUGUUGUGCAAAGCACGCUGGCAGCACGGCUGGGGCAACUGCACGAAAAAGUACAGCCAACAUCACGAACAGGAGCCCCAGCACCCAGGUACAAGCAGAGCGACAAGAAGGACGAAGACGGCUGUUUGAUGUACGAGGACUAUGACUACCGUCUCUAUAUUCCUCAGGGGGCAACAAGAAGUGGCGCUUUGAGUGAAAGUGGCACCGCGAGUGAUGCAGACACGUCGGCGGGGGCCAUUUUUGGGCGACUGUAUCACACGGAAGUCACUUUUCAAUCGCUCUUCGAGGAUUGUGUCGUGGAGGAGACAAGCGAUAACACUUUCGUGGUGAAUUUGCAAGAGCUGAUCACGGGCAAAAAAUCCCACAAGGAUCAACGGCCGCUGCGCAUUUCCGACCUUGCUUCUGCUUUCGGGGAAAGCUUUCACCUGAUUCAACAACAGCCAGAAGAGGGCGCAGCAGGUGGAGAUGAGACGGCGAGGACGUCGCCCCGGCCCACGGACGGGCCACGUGGUGAAGUGACAGAAGCGACGAGCAGCAGCUCGUUCUUAGUACAAAGUCAAAGAAGAUCUGGCUACAUGCACUAUUUUUUUGAUCAUGAUCAUGAUCUACUUGGUGGGGAUCGCAUGCCCGAUGGUGGCGACGGAUCCUGGGAGUCCAGUGUCGUGCUACCGCCGGAACAUCUGGUCUUAAAGAUGCUUCGCCCCGGGGUGUUCCGCGAGAAAUUGCGGGCAGAGCGUGCCUAUCUACAUGAGUUGUUUGCUGUGGAAGAGCAGGAGCAGGACCAGCGGCAAAACCUGCUCCAGAAGGGACUGUAUCUGCCAGAAAUCCUUGGCGUGCCCUCGCAGAUUGCCGAGGCCAAUCAUUUGAAAACGACCAAGCGCCGCGAGCACGUAAUUAGCGAGGCACGGACGCGGUACGGACAGGCGGUGUUCGUACUGGCUAACGGGUUCCGAUCCUUUCGAGACGCCGUAGGGGUGUUGCUGCGGCUUCGGAUGAAGAGCGAAAGGGCGGUUCUGCAGCAGAUGCGGUUUGCGCUGCGGGUGCGCACUCCCUGGCACAAGGGUCAGUCGCUCGAGUACGACUUCCAAAUGCCCUUCCCACAUCUGGCGACUCUCGACGCGGCUGCAGAGCGGCAGGGGAAGGCGUUGAAGAUGUUUUCUUCCAACCCGCUCGCGGUGGAGGCCUCCGGCGCGGGCGUGGAACCACCCACGGAGCUGGACCAUUUCGGGGCGGAGUUGACCGGGGCGAUGCGGAAGGUGAGGAAGCCGCGGACGAUAUGCAAACGAAAAAUGCCCCGAAUCAGAACUACUUGGCAGCAUUUGUAUUGCAAACUUUUCCAAUAGACACAUUUCCCGUCUUCGUCUUGCAUAUAGCAGCGUCACAAAUUUUCCAUGGUGAAUAGCUCAAUGAAUUUGUAUUGCAAAGAGCCCAGCAGCAGCCGGAUCUCUUAUGCAAAAGAUACCUUGCGCACCUAGAUUCUGCAUCAGAAAGACUCGCAGUCCUUCCAUGCAAGACAGAGAGUUUUCACUUGGAAACUUUGCAUCAGAAACUUUUGCAAGUUCUGGGGUGGGGGCUGCAUUUUUCAUUGUAAUAGACGAAGCAGGAGAUCCUCGAGGCCGGAGGCCGCAUUCAGCUGGAUGAUCGGUACUACGACCCCAUUGUCUCCGUGCUCAGGUCGCACUACAGCCAGCUGCUGGUCCGCCCCCCGGACGAGGAUGCUGAAUCCCUCGACGACGACCAUGGGGAACACCAGACCGUCGAUGGCAGCGAGUUCCUGACCUACGCUCGAAUCUCCGACCCCUCCGCGCUCGACGAGACCGGUAGUGGUACCGUGGAAGAUGGUGCAUCUGUUCCGCGGGCCGCGGUCGUACACCAGAACCAGCAGACUGCUAUGAUGGCAAGGUUCAGUCUCGCCUCGAAUCCCAACCUUGUUGAAAGCACCCGCAGUGCGGCGGCCGGGUUCGGUGCGCAGAGAGUGUACCACCGGUUGCGCAUCCGCUUUUACUCGUCGGCUGUGCACGCCUUCACGCAAGCGUUCCGGCUCUGGAUUCACGAAGCCUGCCCCGGCCGCGAGAUGAAGGAUAAAGCGGGGGCAUUCCACGGCCGCCCGGAUUUGUCCAAUUUGCUUUUUCACUUCUACGAGGACUCUGGUGCAACUCCUGCGUCGAGAGGCAGCAAUAAGAAGAUGUGGGCGGCGCACUCAGACACUAAUUCCAAGCCCACCAAGAAGCGGGUUGUUAGCGUCACCUUUGCGGAUCCUGAAAUUUACUGGCGCAACAAGCGGAAACCAGCACCUGUUUCGAGGUCGGGUUCAUCUGCGUCGUCCCUUGUUGCAUCGUCGGAAGGUACUAAAGAGAAACUGCAAGAUGAUGACAGAAAGACACAGCAGGAGGUCGUGAAGGCGCGACGCUUGAAGCAGUCGAUUCUUUCGCGCUUUUUCGGGAAAUUUUCCAGCAAGAGUGCGGAUUUGCACAACGACCUGCUGUGCGCAAAAACGCACGCCUUGAAGCAGGCUGCGCUGCUGGGGGCGUUCGAAGAUCCGGUCCCGGAUUUGGCCAGUGCCAGACCCAUAGACGUCAGCGACGCGGACGACAGCCGCCUGCGGAUCUGGGCCGAGAACGUGGAGCACGUCGUUGGGAUUUACUUUAAGCUGCGGAAUGAUGUUGAUGAACAGGGCAAGGGCAAUAAGAAAAAAAGCCAUUUUGUGUGCGAUGAACGCCUGCAGACGAAAAUCAUGAACGAGUACUUUGACGUGGGCAAGGCCGCCAUCACCACCUGGGCCAGCGAGCACAGCCAGGAGAAGCAGAGCCAUCUGUUGACGUACAGUUUCGCGCUGCAAAACCGCAUCAACUUGAAGAAUGAACUGGAGCAGCGGGUCUUUCGGGAUGUGUUCCAGAAGGUCAUUCUCGAAUACUUUCACUGCUUUGACUUUGACGAAGCGAAUUUCUACCCCUUUCUGUUUGCGCUGUGGCAGUGGUUCGACGGCCUCGAGGAGCUGAAGACGCGGCUGCAAGCCAUCUUGCCGCUGAACGAGUUCUUGCAAGUUUUCAAUCUGAAAGAGGAGGAGGUAGUCGAGGCGGAUCUACGGCAACAGGGUGGCACUUCAACAUCUGCGCUAGCCGUGUCGAGCGGCAGUUAUAACAAGAAAAGGUUCCAGAAGGAGGGGGUCGCUAGUACAACUAGUAGUGCCUCCUCUGGACGAACAACAAAUAUUGAAAAUGCGUAUGGGGCGGAACAAGACCAACUACCCAAAACCGAUCCUCUUCCGCCGUCCUCGCCACCGAUGGAACUGCUCAUGCGGUACCUCAUGAAACAAGCGACGGGGCAAGUACUCGGGAGAGCCAUCGAGAACAGCAAUGUGUUCAAGCAGACGUAUCUGACAGACCCGCAGCAAAAAGAACUGCUGCAGUAUCCUGAGUAAAAACGUACCCACACCAGAGUCAGGAUGGGGAUUUUGCAACACAAGCCUAGGAGUUUUGUGAGUCACGCAUGACAAGUUGCACUAUGCAGCGUAGUGCAGGUUAGCAAGUGCAGCCGCAUCACAGAUUCAUCUGCUCAUCCUGUUAACAGCAUCACAAGUUCCAAAAUACGAUUGGAAAUGGCUCGCAUGGGGAUGCGCAUUACAAGUCUUCCUGUCUUUGCAAAUCUGCAUUACAACUCUGGCGUGGGUACGUUUUUACUGAGGAUAUGCAGUACAAGUAUUUCAGUGUGGUGUUUGCGGAGAAGCUGCGGAAUGACAAGGAGGACGCAAAACUGAAGAGCGAUGACGGAGAUACAUCAGCGAGGCGGUGGAGCAACUUUCUGCGGUCAUCUCCCACCACCACCAAUGCAGGCACUAGCCGGAGCAACGGGGCCAGGUCCAGUGGCUGGGACCGAUUCAACAUGGCGCUGGCCAAUGCGCGCACUUGGGUUGCGCGGUGAGGAGGUCCUUGUUUCGAGGUCUUGUCGAAAAUUGAUAAAAAGAUCUCGUCCACCGUUGCAGGACAGCAGUAGAAAUUGAGACGACAGCAUCUCCAAAAUCAGUACAUCACAACUUCUUGUUCUCCAGUUCUGUAUAUGUAAAAGUAGAACAUUUUCUCACGAUGAAUUUUACCUGAAGUAAACAAUCUCCAGUGAGAUGGUGCUGGAAGAUGCUAUCAGGUGGAGCAAUUUUUCCAAAUAAAAUCCAGCCACAAUCAGACAGAGACUUAUUCGCACGAAGAAACUACUUAUCCAGAAUAUGUUAUGUGUUUCCGAUUAUACCAACUUCAAACAUCAUCGUGCUCGCUCGUUGUUAGCUUUAACUUUUUACUAUGCAUAAAGAAAACAGGCUAAGGCCCUAAUUCACUGUACCUUAACGAAAUGUUUCAGUUCUUGUUGGCUUGCGCUGCUGUCGCACCGUGUACGUUUUCACUUUGAAUGAUUGCAGACUAUGUCCGUUCGCGGAGGCUGUUUUUGAAAUAAAUUUGAGACCGGUUGUUUAUUUGCGCUUUCAGGAGGC